UCCACUCUUUCGCACACCGUGUGCUGUGCUGGUUCGCGCAGCAUACGCUCUACUGAUACUUACACAGUAGGCUUUGUUGAGACGAGUUUCUUGCCCUACUCUUCGACCACUGUCAUUCCCCGAUCCUGUCACCAUGUCUUCUACCAAUGACGCCGUCUUCUAUCGGCGGAACAAGCAGAUCCAGGAUGCCAUUGACGGACAAAACCUGAAGCAAGCCCUGCAAUUGAUUGAGAAGCGUAUCAAGAAAGGCGAAGAUACACCGUUCCUCAAGGCAUGGAAGGCGUAUGUCCUUUACCGGCAUGCCGACGAAACCCAUCGCAACCGCGGGAUCGCCGAGACCCUCGAAUUGUGUAAAGCCGAGCCUCCUACAACGGAUCUGGAGACUCUCGACAUCCUCCACGAGACACUGGAGAAGCUUAGCGACCAUGAGGGGACUUUGAGGAGCCUUUGGGAGAGGGCGUCAAAGGCUAGUCCCAAGGACGUGGACAUUCAGAUGCGGUGGUUCGAGUAUGCUUUCGAAGGUGACGAUUGGAAGUCGGCGCAAAAGGCUGCUAUGUCUCUCCAGAGCAACUUUCCCAAGACCAGGAAGUACUAUUUCUGGGCUAUCUUCCUCUGCUACCUGAUCUCCGUUGAUGCUUGUGCCUCGGAGGCUGAACGUAAACUUUUUGGAACCCUAGCCUAUCGCAUGAUCUCCAAAGCGGCCGAGAGCGUUCCCCAAGAUCCGAAGGAAUUGCUGAGCCCUCCCAGAGCUAUUCAAUCGGCCGAGGAGCUAUUGUUGCUUGUUAAGAUCUUCGAAUCUCAGGAGCGCCAUGCAGAAAUCGUCAAGAUCCUCGACAGUGACAGUUUGGGGUUGAACUCGCGUGUCGUGCAGAAUGAUUGGUCAUUUAUUGGAGUGAAGCUGUCCAGUCUCGAAAAGGCUCAGAUGUGGACAGAAGGUCUGGAAUAUGCAAAGAGCCUGCUCGCGAUCCCAAGCAACGAGGAAGAAACGAAGGCCCUUCAAGAACGCGAUGACUGGGCGGUUUGGCACUUGCUCCUCACCUCAACUCAGCAGAUCAACUCUCCAGAGACUACUACCGCAACGCAAGACUUCAUCCGCGAUUUUGUGGCGUCUGUGCCCAAGUCUCGCAAUGCGCACUUGGCUCGGCUUGACAUGGUGCACUGGAGUUUCCAAUCUGAUAGCUCAAAGGCCGAGGAAUUGGUUGCCGCCUGUAAACAGUACUUCGAUCUCAACAAGCACAAGCUGUACUGUUUUGGUGACCUGCGGACCUAUGUGGCCUCGCUCGAUCAAGCUUCCAAGACCGAUGUUGUGAUUUAUACGUUGGAAGGACAGAACGAGAAGACUGAUGGAGUUUCUGCGAAGGGCGUCGCGAAGAUCAACGCGCUCAAACUUGAGUAUUGUUUCUGUCUUUCGGCCAACGAGGAGAACGUGUCUAAGCCCCAGGUUGAAGAUUUCGUCGUGCGUUGUCUGCAGGUCUAUCGUGAGGUCCAGCGCCCCGCAAAAAGCUCGGCUCCUACCACUAUUGAAAGCCAGCCGAGCGAUGACUUAUGUAUCCUAGCGGCCAUGAGCCUGAUGCGCUUCAGCGAACCGCGCACCUCUGAUACUGACCAACAAAUCUCGGACACCGUUCUCAUUCGCGCAGCAGCAAUCCUGGAACGCCUCCUUGUCGACUCCCCGCACAACUACCAGGCUCUACUGCUUAUUGUUAGGAUCUAUUUGCGCCUGGGUGCAGGAUCCCUUGCACUGAGCAGCUUCAGUAAACUUUCAGUGAAGCAGCUGCAGUUCGAAACCGUUGCACACAAUCUCUUCACCCGUCUGGCAACAAUUCACCCACACUCCGCCCCACCAGUCGAGGGAGCCGAAUAUAAAGACUUCAACCCACAGUCCGCUUUCGUGCAGGCCCUGAACUUCUUUCGGUCAGCAGAUCUCACAUCUACCAGACAUCGCACUAGAGGCCUAGACUACGGCAGCUAUGUGAAUAUAGAAGGUACCAUCGAGUUGCAAAAGCGUCUGAAGCAGAGCAUCUGCCGCAGAAUGUGGGCGCUAGACGUCAUGCGCAUACAGAGACUGGCUGGUGGAGAUCCCAUGGGCCGAUUCGAAGAAAUGGCUAGAGAUGAGUCGCCCUUAAUCGACCAACGUGUCUUUGAUGCAUUCAUGAACUGUGAAGCACCCGGCAAGCCUACAUUCGAGGAGCGUAUGCGCUUGGGGCCUCUGCCUAGUAACGGUUGGAUCAAAUCCAUGAAGGCGACGAACCAACUUUUCAGAACUCUCAAGUCCCUGGCGAGCCAAAAGCCAGUGACCAUUGAGCCCCAGCUCCCAAGCCUCGAGGGCAUCCUGGGGGACAAUGCGAAAUCGGAGUUGACCCCGUCGGAAACUGAAAGCGCUAAAACGAACCUUAGCCUUUUGACGCUUGCCUUGUCCUUGAGCGGUUCUAAAGCUGUCACUGCUGAUCAGUUAGACGCAUGUCUUGCUCAGGUUGAAUCAUGGCUAGACUCUAGGGCCCAAGAACUCGAUGAGGGUGAUGCGAAGGUAUCGCCGGUCAUUUCGAAAACAGCGCUUUUUCUUACGCCGGAAACACCCAUUGCACCGACAUGGAAAUACUUCCAUGAUCAGUACAUGGCCCUAGAGUCACUGAAGGCUCUGUCUCUUUUCGCCACAGUGGCCACGAGGAAGGGAUCCAAGAACGUCAAAAUAAGUCGUGAAAGAGUCGACAAACUGGCUGAGAAGACACGCCAAGUCUUCCAGAGUAUUAGGGCUAGCGGUCGUACCCUCAAGUCUCACGUCUCGGCUUCGGGUGGACUGGGCUCGUUGAUCGACCUGGUCCUCGCUGGUACCGGCAACGGGCCGGAAGGCAGUAAGCUCUCCUCGGAGUUGGACAAGACAUUUGACAUGUCUCAACUGGAGGUCUUCUGCGGUGAGCUCAUGGAGAGCUGGGAGGAAGGGCUGAACGGCCUACUUGCCGUGACUUUGUGAAAGCUCAAUAGCCUCCAGUUCCUCCCGACGCAAGAAUAGAACGGCAACCGCCGAACAUUAUUAUAUAGUGCUUCGUCGAACCUAUCUCUACAGACAAG
This is a messenger RNA of Aspergillus homomorphus CBS 101889, 3069 nucleotides long. Its product is annotated as MDM20/NAA25 family protein. Gene Ontology annotation, molecular function: protein-N-terminal amino-acid acetyltransferase activity. The transcript has 8 exons. The record is from RefSeq and is a predicted model, not a curated record. Gene Ontology annotation, cellular component: NatB complex; cytoplasm. The coding region runs from base 134 to 2971 and encodes 945 amino acids. NCBI's taxonomy places the organism in Eukaryota, Fungi, Ascomycota, Eurotiomycetes, Eurotiales, Aspergillaceae. Gene Ontology annotation, biological process: N-terminal peptidyl-methionine acetylation.